Messenger RNA from Polyodon spathula (Mississippi paddlefish), 2117 nucleotides. Its product is annotated as B2 bradykinin receptor-like. The transcript is spliced from 2 exons. The record is from RefSeq and is a predicted model, not a curated record. The coding region runs from base 101 to 1168 and encodes 355 amino acids. Lineage: Eukaryota; Metazoa; Chordata; Actinopteri; Acipenseriformes; Polyodontidae. Gene Ontology annotation, cellular component: membrane. Gene Ontology annotation, biological process: vasoconstriction; smooth muscle contraction; G protein-coupled receptor signaling pathway. Gene Ontology annotation, molecular function: bradykinin receptor activity.
CCCAGUUUGAGCCAGACUGAUAAACCAGCCUAAGAUUACUGAGCAACAGCUAAAGCACUUGGAUCAAGGACUUGAAAAACCUUCAGAGACAAGUUUCCAAAUGGUUGUAAACACUUCAGAGGGUGUUGUCCAAAACCCAAAUCCAGCAAGCUAUCCUGACAGCAACCUUUUGAAUUCAAGUGACUGCCCUUCACAUCGGGAAUGGGGAUGGCUGUAUACUAUGCAACCUGCUUUUAUGGCAGUCAUUUGUGUCCUGGGUGUUGUCGGAAACGCAUUUGUCUUGUGUGUCUUCUGCCUGCGCAAGAAAUGCUGCACGGUAGCAGAGAUCUAUCUGGGCAACCUUGCAGCAACAGACUUGGUGAUGGUGUCCUGUUUACCCUUCUGGGCUGUGACUGUUGCCAACAAGUUCAACUGGGAGUUUGGAGAACUUCUCUGUCGUCUUGUAAAUGUAGCAAUCAGUUUAAAUCUGUACUGCAGCCUCAUGUUUCUGGUGUUGGUAAGCAUUGACCGCUAUCUGGCCCUAGUGAAAACGAUGUCCACAGGGAGAAUAAGGCAUGUAACCUGGGCCAAAGUGAUCUGUCUCUGUAUCUGGGCAUUUGGUUUUCUUAUGAGCAUGCCAGUCCUGCUGUUUCGGACUGUAAAAUACUUCCCAGAGUUAAACAUUACAGCAUGCUACCUUGCAUAUCCUCACGAUGCCUGGCGAGUCAGAUACAUGGUUACCAAUAUGAUUGGAUUCCUUAUUCCCGUUGUGGUUAUCGCCUUUUGCAGUUAUCAUAUGAUCAAAGCCCUGAACAAUAAUGUCAUGAAAAAAUUCAGCUCAGUCAGAAAAGAAAAGAAGGCAGCCCACUUGAUCCUUGCUGUGCUUCUGGUGUUCUUCUUCUGCUGGCUACCAUUCCAAAGUGUAAUGUUUCUUGAUGCACUUUAUUUUUUCAAAAUUAUUUCAGGAUGCCUUUGGGAGGAAGUACUUGAUGUUGGCAUCCAGAUCUCUACAUAUAUAGCAUACAGUAACAGCUGUCUAAACCCUAUCUUGUAUGUUUUCGUGGGGAAACAUUUCAGAAAGAAUGCAAAAGACAUGUUUAAGCAAAUAUUAAGAAAGGGGACAAAUGCUAAAGGUUCACAAUCUAGCCAAGCAGUUUCUUCUAUGAAAACCCAUGUGUCUAAUGUGUAGCAACAGGAGAUCUUGUAUGUUACAGGCUCUUAAGACAUAACUUGCCGAACACAUGACAGUGCAGAGUUAGGGACAUGUUCUUUCAAAGAAAGUUCAAUGGCAUUUAAACCAUAAUUAUUUAAUGGAUACAAUUUAAAUGCAUUAUUAGAUAUGCUGCUGUGGGAAAUUGGGAGUCAGGAAAUAGAGUUGGUGAUCCCCACCUAAUUGUAUGUCAGUAAGUUUGAACGGACUGGUCCACAUUUCUAUGCACCUAUUGGUUCAAGUUAUGCCUAACAAACUGUAGCAAUACUGGUAAAUGUUAUGAGGCUGUUUAUUUUAAUUAGAAUGCAUAUUUGUGUAUGGUGGCAUAACUUAUUGUUAUCACUACAUCGUGGUGAAUAGUCAAUUGAUCCCAGCUAAUUACAGUUAAUUUCUGUCUGCAACAAUGAACAAAAUGCAGGCAAAAGCCCUAUUGAAUGAUUUAAUGAAUGCUGGCAAUUAGAUCUGACACUGUUAGAUCAACUGAAUAGCCACCUUGUCAUUACACACUAUUAUUUGAUUAUGUACAACUGCACUACCUAAAUCAGUUUCCUUUUUAGAUGUUGCAUGUAUUUAUUUGUUUGAUGUCAUUUAUUGAUGUAUUUAUUUACUGUGAUUUGUUCUUUGGAAAGAUUGUGUUUUGUCUCAUUUACAUUUGAAUUAGCUGAACAUUUUCUAAGCAUAUAGCAAUACAUUGAUAUUGCUGGGAAAUAUAACAACCAUCUAAUCUCUUCAUACUUCUAUUGGUUAAUGUAUUUCCUGCAUGUACUCCUGCAGAGACCUUUCAGCAUGUGAGUGUUUUUGUAGCCACAACCAUUCAAAUUCAAUUUUUUUUUUUAUAAACAUCUAUUUCAAUAAAAUGUACAUGUUUUAUAGAUUUAUAGAUUUUUUUUUUUUUUACUUUGACAGUAAAAUGCAUUAUUGUUUAUAC